This is a messenger RNA of Lepisosteus oculatus (spotted gar), 2479 nucleotides long. RefSeq names its product gastricsin. Lineage: Eukaryota; Metazoa; Chordata; Actinopteri; Semionotiformes; Lepisosteidae. Gene Ontology annotation, molecular function: aspartic-type endopeptidase activity. The record is from RefSeq and is a predicted model, not a curated record. Gene Ontology annotation, biological process: proteolysis.
UAAAAUUUAAUUGCGUUUUUGUAACUGACAGUGCACCAAAUACUCUCAUAUAUACCAAUUUACCAAAAAAUUUGAAAAUAGCUGUAAUAGCUGGUCUGUCCUCCAGCUGUGCUUAUAGCUGCAACACAUCAGUUCCAUGAGAACUGAUAGAGCUGGACAGAGAUGCGAGUCAUGUUGCCUCCUGUUGCCUGAACUGUAUUUUCGUCUGGUGAUUAUUUCUCAAAGCUCCCUGUCAACUUUUGAGGCUGUCUACAAUGGAAUACUAUGCAGGUCUGCUUUUGCCAUCAGUGGUGCACCAGACACUUACACUGAUCCUUUUCCGCAGAUCUGGUCUACGUUGGACAGGUCCCUUCUGGAAUAUGCCAAUAUUUGAUAGCCAAUUUUUAUUCACAGAUAUUUCUCUAACAUGAUAUUGUUCUUAUAAUAUCUUUUCCCACUUUUUGCUAUCAUUAACGAGUGUUUCCAUUUCAUAUCGAUGGUUUUAUCUUGCAUUACAGUCCAUUAAUAAGGAGCUAUCAGGUAGUCAAUAAAGGCAGGCAUUGAGUGUGUGUACAUACAGUGUGACCUCGAGAGUUCUGCACUGUUUAGGGGAAAAACAAUGGGCGUUGGAAAAAGUGAAGAUUGUGGGUUUGUGAGUAUCUCUGCUCUAAUGGGUAACAGCUGAUAAGAUAUGGCUGGUGGUGUUGGGUAUAUAACAGUGUUCCGAGUCCAGUUUUGGUUUAUCCGCUGAAGCAGUUGGACCAUACAGGACUAACGAUGAAGUGGCUGAUUGUUGCUCUGGCCUGCUUGACCCUUUCUGAGGGACUUGUCAGAAUCCCUCUGAAGAGGUUCAAGUCGAUCCGUGAGCAGAUGAGAGAGAGUGGAAAGUAUCUCCCCUACUCUGACCCGGGUCUGAAGUACCAGCACUAUUACUCCUAUGCCACCUCUGCCAACGAGCCCCUUGCCAACUAUGCUGAUAUGUCAUACUAUGGAGCCAUCAGCAUUGGCACCCCCCCUCAGUCCUUCUAUGUCCUGUUUGAUACUGGAUCAUCCAACCUGUGGGUGGCCUCUGUGUACUGCAACAGCCAAGCUUGCACAAACCAUCCCACCUUUGACCCUUCUAAGUCCUCCACAUAUUCCAGCACUGGGCAGACGUUCUCCCUGCAGUAUGGUACUGGGAGUCUCACUGGUGUGUUUGGCUAUGACACUGUCUAUAUUCAGGACAUUGCCAUCACCAACCAGGAGGUGGGCCUGAGCACCAACGAGCCUGGUACCAACUUUGUGUACGCCCAGUUCGACGGCAUCCUGGGCCUGGCGUACCCCCAGCUGUCAGCCGGGGGAGAGACCCCUGUGAUGGACACCAUGAUGCAGGAGCACCUGCUGCAGUACAACCUCUUUGCCUUCUACCUCAGCAGGGAUGAGCAGCAGGGUAGUGAGGUGACGUUUGGAGGUGUGGACUCGAGCAGAUACAGUGGUCAAAUCUACUGGGCUCCAGUGACCCAAGACCUGUACUGGCAGAUCGCUAUUGAUGGAUUCCAGAUCAACAACCAGGAGACUGGGUGGUGCAGUCAGGGCUGCCAGGCCAUCGUGGACACAGGCACCUCUCUUCUUACCUGCCCUCAGCAAUACCUGGGCUACCUGCAGCAGUACAUUGGUGCUCAGGCCAACCAGAAUGGGGAGUACAUCAUCAAUUGCAACAACCUGUCUAACAUGCCCACUAUCUCCUUCACCAUCAAUGGAGUGAACUUUGCCCUCCCUCCCUCUGCCUACACCAUUGUGCGAAACCAGAAUGGAUACCAGUACUGCACCAGUGGCAUCAUGGGUACCUACCUGCCAUCCCAGAACGGCCAGCCUCUGUGGAUCUUGGGAGAUGUGUUCCUUAGGGAGUAUUACUCCGUCUAUGACAGGCAGAACAACAGAGUUGGAUUCGCCGCUGCUGCCUAAGCUGACCUGCCCUUCAUCUCUCCUCCCUAAAUCUCUCUUCCACGUGCCCAGAUUACAACACAUUCUCUCCCCAUCUCUCCCUGUCCCUCUGGAGGUGUGAACAGCACCCUGUCCACUUUUGAUAAUCUCAUACCUGAGACUGCGAGUCCCUUAAAUACCCUUACAUCAUGGUGCAAUGCACAGAGAACCUGCGUACUUGGAAAGGAGCAGCCGAAUUCUCAUGGGUUUUUGGAACAAGUCGGUGUCCUACUCUGAGUCUUUGUGAUGUCCCCAAUGGUACCCGCUUACCUGACAGUACUGAAGGUUGUUGUCCUGGGGAUACUUUUAGAAUUGUGUAGCCAAUACUAUGGACUUCCCACAUCAGAAGUCUCCAUUAGUAUCCUGUGUUGAUUAAUUUAAAUUGUUUUUAACCAAAAACAGUGUGUUGUAAAGUGUAUGUGAUCAAUUUAAUCAUUCUAACAUAAAAUUCAGAUUUCAAAUGAUCUAUCAACUCUCUUGUAAUCAGCUUUGAAGUAACUGUAUAAUAGGUCAGUGUAAUAAAUAGUUUUUCCAACUA